CAAUGCCCUUUACAACAUUUUACAGAGAAAAGCCACAUCAUGGGGUCUUCGUCGAGUAUUAUGAGGCCUGAGGAGCUGAUCGAGUUCCGGAAGCUCAACACCACCAUCGAAAAUGUGGAAGUGCCCGCCCGAGCGGAAAACAGGGUUGUCACGGAUAAGAAAGGAUUCGUGUUUUUUGGAAUUGCUAUACUACUUUUGAUACCAUGCCUAGUGUACACCUUGAUGACAGUAGACACAAGACUUAUGACUCACGAUACCGACAACUGCGGAAACUUCUGUGGACUCAACAACUCGCGACGCCCACGUGUUCCUUGCUCGGGUAAAGAUUUCAGAUCGAAACCAGACGUGGAUGGAAACGGCGAAUGUACUAAAUUGUUGUUCAGGAAUGAGUUCCGCAGCUUGGGUGGAAGAUCGUAUACGCUUGACUUCAAAGAAUUGAUGGGUGAAAGUGAAAGCGUGUGGUGGAGGUACGUCUUGGCGAUAUUUUUCACAAUCGUUCUAGGUGUACUCACACUGGUACUACUAAGGUUUGCCCCAGCUCCGUUUGUGUGGGGUAUUUUGACUAUAUCGAUGUUGGGUUUAUUGGCUAUUACAGGAUAUCAUUGGGUUUUGUACUUCCAAAACGAUGAAAUAUCGUGGCCACCAAGGGAACAAGUGCCUCUUGCAAGUGUUAUUUUUUGGACAAUUUUUUGUUUUAUAAUGAUGGUGAUUCUUUUGGUCGUCUCUAAACGAAUAGGUUUGGUUAUUCAGUUAUACAAAGAAACAACCAAAGUUCUUGCUGCUAUGCCCUCAAUAGUGUUCUUUCCGAUAUUCAUAGCAUUCAUCCAAAUUAUUGUAUUCAUAGCAGCCAUAGUUACCACUUUUUGGAUGUUGUUCGCCCAAAAACUGACAAAAGAAGGUCCAAACCUGUACACGUACCAACUGUCUGGAAUCGCUAUUUUCACAAUCGUUUUCAAUGUAAUCGUCGCCAGUUGGGUUAUGCGAUUUAUUGCAGGAAUUCAGUACAUGACCAUUGCUGGAAGUGUGGCACAGUGGUACUUUUCCAGAAACAAAGACCAGUUGAAUUCUCCAGUCUGGACUAGUUUUAAAAUUACACUGAAGUACCACCUUGGAACUAUCGCAUUCGGAUCUUUCUUGAUGACGCUGUUCGCCGUAGUGAAGAUACUUCUGAAGAUAAUUUUCAGAAACGCGUGCUGCAAGUGUUUCAUGAAAUUGUGCUGCAACAAUGCAGAGAUGCUCCUGAAAUUCUUGUCUGGAAACUCUUAUAUACAAACGGCAAUUCAUGGCCAGUCUUUUCUGAGAUCGGCCAAGCGAGCCACAAAACUACUUCUGAAAAAUCUUGCUAACAUUGUCGUGAUAAGCUGUGCCGGAGAUUUUAUUUUGGGUGUAAUUAUAGCUCUUGUAGCUGUACUAGCCUCAGCAAUUUCGUUCGCACUCUUUAAGGAUACUCAUGAUCCAAAAGAAGCUACAUCCAUCUGUUUUGUCAUUAACAUUGUCAUUAUUUGCGUGAUAUUUGGGACCUUCCAAACCAUCAUCGACACCCUCUUCAUCUGCUUCUGUGAAGACUCAAUCAUGAAUGACGGUAUCUCAAGACCCUACUACAUGUCUCGAGGUCUGAUGGAGUUUAUCGAAAAUUCGAAGAAAGGGCAGCCGCAACCAGUUACAGAAUAAAAUCUAUGUCUAAUUCUGCAUCUUCAUCUAUACCCUGAAGAUGCAAAGUAUUUAACGAGCGUAAUUCAAAGUUCAAAUUACGAGUCAGUGCCAACUAGUUUGUAGUUCGUUCCUCUUGAUCUAUGUACAAAUUAUAGAAGGCGUCAAUUAUAUUGUGUCAAAAUAACUGCCUUCCGAUAUUCUUGUAGCGUCAUUCUGUGUGAUAUUUGUUAAAGCAACGUCCAAACUAUUUUAGGUUCAAACCUACCUCGUAUCUCGUCUGUUUAAUAAACACGCACAUAAAUGUUUAUAUUUAUAAACUAACUUUAGUUAUGUGUCUAAGUGCUUAUUUCGGAUCUGCCAUUUGGCACUAUUUUUUUGAUAUUAAUAUUUUUAUUUUGUUUAAGUAGGGUUAUUUUUGUAAGCCGAACCAAUUGAAUGAUCUAGUUCCUAAUAUUAAUUAUUAAUCUAUGAUGUAAUAAUUGUAGAUAGAUAACAAUGUUUAUAAUAUUUGUGUGUAUAUU
Molecule: messenger RNA, 2174 nt
Organism: Zophobas morio
Lineage: Eukaryota; Metazoa; Arthropoda; Insecta; Coleoptera; Tenebrionidae
Product: choline transporter-like protein 1
Exons: 12
Coding region: 40-1671 (543 amino acids)
Biological process (GO): transmembrane transport
Molecular function (GO): transmembrane transporter activity
Source: RefSeq, a predicted model, not a curated record